AUGGAAAAUAUUAUUCAAAGAGAGGAAGAAGCUGGAGAAGAAAGGGAAACAAAUAUGAAUGUAUUCCGUGAACUUCCUUCCAUCCAAUUGUGCAGUUGUCCGAAUUUCACGAGUUUUAAUAUGGAAGCCUGUCCUAUUAAAUUGCCAUCUAUAAAAAUGAUCAGUUUGAAUAAUUGUCCAAAAUUGAAGGCAUUUGGGUCAGAAACUCAGAGCCGAAGAAAACCAAAGAAAAUGGACACAAAACUGGAUUCAAGAGGCCAAGGUUCCUCAGUAGUACGAGAUUCCCCUGAUUUUCUUGGCGGAUGCCUUGAGUCAUGUGUACCACAUCGCAAGAAUCAUAAACCGGUGGUUGUCUCAUAUCAAAGCAUCAGCAAGAGAUCCAAAGGAAGCUCCUCUGUAGGGCGAACUAAGCACUACAAUCAUGGACAAAUACCAAAUGAUCCUGCCAUCACAGAGGUUACAUUGACUAAGCAAGAGCAAAGUGUGACUGAAGAGACUGACAAUCAAGUAAAGAUAUGGUCUCUUAUCCAACCCAACUUGGUUGAGAGUUUGCAAAAUCUAGGACUUGGUAUAACUGCUUGUGAUUUAUUGGAAGUGAUAUUUCAACUGGAGGGGCUGAAUGUUGAGGAAAGCCUUGUCUUCAACAAUUUGACAUGGUUAAGUUUAGUCUAUUUUGGUAUGGCUACAUGA
Molecule: messenger RNA, 690 nt
Organism: Juglans microcarpa x Juglans regia
Lineage: Eukaryota; Viridiplantae; Streptophyta; Magnoliopsida; Fagales; Juglandaceae
Exons: 2
Coding region: 1-690 (229 amino acids)
Source: RefSeq, a predicted model, not a curated record